Molecule: messenger RNA, 1057 nt
Organism: Labrus bergylta (ballan wrasse)
Lineage: Eukaryota; Metazoa; Chordata; Actinopteri; Labriformes; Labridae
Gene: mrps7
Product: mitochondrial ribosomal protein S7
Biological process (GO): ribosomal small subunit assembly; translation
Cellular component (GO): ribosome; mitochondrial small ribosomal subunit
Molecular function (GO): rRNA binding; mRNA binding; structural constituent of ribosome
Source: RefSeq, a predicted model, not a curated record
CUCACUGACGCUCACAUUUCCAAGAUGGCCGCCUCCAUCUCAGGAUUACUGAAACCUUGGACACCAAGAGUGUUCCUGGUGAGAUGGAGCAGAUACAACCCGUACUAUCUGGAGCCAGAGGUCAGGAAGGAGGUGUACAACAGGCCGGAGGCCGAGCUGAGCGCCCAAGAGAAGGAGCAGCGGGAGCUCAAAGCGCUCAGACCCAUCAAGGCAGCAACCAGUGGAGUCACCAGCUCUGUCUUCAACGACCCAGUCCUCAGUAAAUUCAUCAACAUGAUUAUGAAACAUGGAAACAAGGUUAUGGCCAGAGAGAUCUUGACAGAUACUCUGGAGCAAAUCAAGAGGAAACAGGUGGAGAAAUACAACAAAGCUCCGGCGGGGAAGAAGGACGAGAUCGAGUGUAACCCGUAUGUCAUUUUCCACCAAGCUCUCAACAACUGUAAGCCCAUCGUCGGGCUGGUUAGCAUUCAGAAAGGUGGAAAGUAUUACCAGGUGCCCAUCCCUCUUUCGGAAAACAGACAGCGCUUCCUCGCCAUGAAAUGGAUGAUCUCGGAGUGCAGGGAGAACAGGCACAGACGCACACACAUGUAUGAGAAACUCUCCCAGGAACUGUUGGCAGCCUCUGCGAAGGAGGGCAACGUUAUCAAGAAGAAGUUUGAGAUGCACAAGAUGGCCGAAGCCAACAGAGCCUACGCUCACUACCGCUGGUGGUAGAAAGACGCUCUGGACGCAGAGGGUCGAGGGGCGACUCAGUGACACGUUUGUAAAUAGUGAACAGUGUGAAGGUGUUCUGCAGGAAGGACUGAGCUGUGGGACAACAGUGGAUUAUAAACGGCUCACAGGGAUGGACUUUUUUUCUUUUGAUAAACGAUGUAGUGAAGCAUCACAGCAUUUUUUCAUUUCAACAAAAUAAAACACAUAAAAACUGAAUAAAGGAAAAACUUUCAAAAUUUAUUUGAACAAAUACAGUCGCAUCUGAAGUAAAACCCAACCAUAAAAAAAAUGGAAUUGAGUAAUGUAAAAAUGUUGCAACAAGUUAAUAAAAAAUAUAAACACA